UGAUUUAUUGCAUUUUUUAGGUAUUGAUUUAUGGCGUCUGAGUUAGAAGCAUAUGUUGGUCGAAUGGUAAAUGUUAUAACAUCAGAUGGAAGAACUAUUGUGGGUACAUUAAAAGGAUUUGAUAAUGUCGUCAAUCUUGUUAUCAAAGAUAGUCAUGAAAGAGUUUUCAGUCCAACUGAAGGUGUUGAGCAAGUUCCAUUGGGUUUAUUUAUUAUUCGAGGACAGAAUGUGGCUGUAGUCGGAGAACUUGAUGAAGAUCUAGACAGGCGAAUUGAUUUUUCACAACUGCGUGCUGAACCUCUUAAUCCUGUUGUACAUUAAUUGUCUAUAUAUAAAAAAAUAGAUUGCUUUUAUUUGUAGU
Schistosoma bovis is the source of this 361-nucleotide messenger RNA. NCBI's taxonomy places the organism in Eukaryota, Metazoa, Platyhelminthes, Trematoda, Strigeidida, Schistosomatidae. The record is from the annotation of a GenBank genome assembly.